Messenger RNA from Neoarius graeffei (lesser salmon catfish), 1686 nucleotides. Its product is annotated as src-like-adapter. Lineage: Eukaryota; Metazoa; Chordata; Actinopteri; Siluriformes; Ariidae. Gene Ontology annotation, molecular function: protein binding. The transcript is spliced from 7 exons. The record is from RefSeq and is a predicted model, not a curated record. Bases 212 to 1057 code for a protein of 281 amino acids.
AGAAACAGCUUCCCUAUUCUGACAGGCUACAGAUAGUCAACUCUUCACUUUUCUGUAGGAAGUUAAAAACAGUCAGGCAGCAGCAGUAAAUGUCUGUGCUGCACUCUAAAUAUGCUAGUAAAGUUUAUUAUUAAAGGCUGAGUUCAAGAUGUCAGCUGUAUGGAUCGACUGAACCCUCGUAAACUGGUGCAUUUGGAAAUUAGUUUGAGUAAUGGGUAAUGUGCAGGCGAUACUGAAGCCUAGAGAGGAGUUUAUACAGACUACAACUACUGGCAAUCUUCCAUCAAGUGUAAGCGAAAAGGAGCCAGCAGUGGUGUUGAGUGACUAUCCUCCCCCUGAAAUUUGUGAGCCCCUGUUCAGGACAGGAGACUGGCUGAGACUCUUAUCGGAAGAGGGCUACUGGGUAAAGGUUUAUUCUCUCCAGACAAGAGAGGAAAACUACAUCCCACGCUGCCAUGUAGCUAAGGUUUACCACGGGUGGUUGUUUGAAGGUGUUGCAAGACAAAAAGCUGAGGAGUUGCUUCAGCUGCCUGGGAAUAGAGUCGGGUCUUUCAUGGUCAGAGAGAGCAGAAGAGGUGUGUACAGCUUAUCUGUGCGCCACAGAUCUAUAGUGCAUUACCGGAUCCUCCGUCUGCCAAACAAGUGGUAUUUCAUCUCUCCAGGGCUAACGUUCCAGUGCCUCGAGGACCUAGUCAACCACUACUCCGACAUAGCAGAUGGUCUGUGUUGUCUACUCACUGGUCCUUGCCUGGCAGCCCCUGACCCGGUACACAUCUCUCAGUCUGCUCCUAUAAUGAGAGCUCACAGCUUUAACUGGACAACAGUGGACAGAACGGCGUUUGACCAGCAAAAUACCACUGCCGUCUCUGCACAACAAGGAUCUUACAUCAGUGCUGGAGUGCAGGACAGUGUAUUAUCCUAUCUUUCUCUGGCAGGAGUGGAAGAGAAAAAAAGGCAUAGCUUCAAGAGGAAGAAAUGGAGAUCCUUCUACGGAGUUCCAAACCAACGAAUGUACAAUAUGAUCAGAGAGGACGAGGACCAUGAGGAGGAAUACUAAACAAAACAAUCAUAACUAAAAUCUAUAGCCCAAAUUGACAAAAGCUAAGAAAUGGGUUUCUUUUCUUACUAUAGUGUGGACAACUUGCCACAGAUGUACGGAUGUAGAAAACCUAGCAAAUGAAGUAUUUCGCUCAAACUAUCGCAACAUUUUCACAUGGUAUCGCACUGCUUGCUUCUUCACACCAAAGAUGGACAAAAAUCUUUAUUCUUGUACUUUAUCCUUAUUCCUGUUCACCAUCUUCUCACUUACCAUAAGCAAAACCUGGUGGAACAGAGAUGAAGACGAGGAUGAGGACAGAUGAAGGCUGGCGAUGUCAGCACCGUUUCUGUCUGCUCCCAUCGUCACUCUGGUGGGGUCACCUCCGAAAAGAGCGAUGUUCUCCUGUACCCACCUCAGUGCUGCUACCUGGUCCUGCAGCCCAUAGUUCUCAGAAAAAGUACCAGAACCUGUAAUCAUGUAGCCGUAUGAACUAUAACAGUAUGGAUGAGUUUUUACAAUCCACAAUUCAGUAAUCUCAACUAAUGGACAGCAUCAUUAACAGAGUCAACUAGUUUCUGGUUAUCCAUAAUAUUGUUCAUAUUUGUAGUAUUACGACAUAAGAAUCCACACUAAAAUCUUCACUUAAA